Phymastichus coffea is the source of this 1357-nucleotide messenger RNA. RefSeq lists its product as uncharacterized. The record is from RefSeq and is a predicted model, not a curated record. Bases 122 to 655 code for a protein of 177 amino acids. NCBI's taxonomy places the organism in Eukaryota, Metazoa, Arthropoda, Insecta, Hymenoptera, Eulophidae. The transcript has 2 exons.
ACUAUGCGUACUUUUAUUUGAUAAGCCAAUAAAGUUAUACAACACAAUCAAUUGUUUUAUUUAUUUAUUCUCACUGCACUCCUAACCAUAUAAGUACUCGUUGGCCAUUUAAAAUUCAAACAUGAAAAUCGAUUUGUGGCUAAUAGUUACAGUGGUGUCGAUCACCUCGGUCCACGGCACAAUAGACGUUAACCUCUCCGAGUUGGAAUACUUGGCAGCUCGUCUAGACCUUCAAGAGUGUCGUCGACUCGUCGCCGCUCUUCAUUAUCACAACUAUGAAUUGCCAGAGAAUUUGGAAGACGCUGAGAGCAACAUCGGCGAAGACAUGUCUUGCCUGCGGCUGCUGUUGCACUGGAAUUCCAGAGUAUCGGAAGGCCUCGGCCAGUCGCACGAGCUUUUAGAGCGUCGAUUACGUCAGUUGGGUCGUCGUGAUUUGGCAGAUUGGCUCGGUAAAACAACCUUCCGUGAGCUCGGCAAAGAUCUGCUACGAUCCAUCAAUGAGCCAUUUCCCGACGUGACAACCAUGAGCAGCGAAACGACGUACGUUAUACGAGAGAAAUUUCUACAUACGAAUAGAACAUGGCAAAUAGAUAGAUGUCAAUUUCCGUCAGAGCCUACCACUGUCAUUACUCCAAUAUUCGUAGUGGCUUGGUAGCGACGACUAGUGCAGCAGAGCUGCAAGAGAUCGACGAUGAUUGGAGUGACGAGGAUUUCUGGAUGAUGAUCGAAAUGCUAAUGAUCGGUCUGUUUUAUCUGCUAUUAUUCACUUCGGUCUUCGUUGCCGGUGCACUCGUUAUCGACAAAUUCGCUUGGUGCGACGACAAUGAGGAAGUAGUAUCAGUCGACAAUGGAAAGCUGCUAUCGAUCAACUGAUACGCGCACACGUGGCCUCAAUUUUUUGGAAAGAGAGAGAGCUUGUUCUACUCUAUGCUCUGUUGAGACAUACAUGGCUGCAAGCGCAAUUGCGCGCUUGCGAAGAGAACGAUUUGACGGAGCCGACCUUGACCACGAGAACACGAGGGCGCCGCCGCUAGGGGACAAGGUCGUGUUUUGUGUGUGUGUGCGUGCGUGUGUCUGUGCGCGCGCGUGUGUACUUGGUUGAGAGGAUUUCAAUCAACGCCUCUCUUUUUGCUUUCCUUGCUGUGACCAUAAACUUUUUCAAUUUUCGGCCUAUUGAUGUUUUUAUUUGUUUUCUUACUUUCAUUUUUAUUUAGUUUUGAAUGGACAAGCUAUAAAUACUGUUAUGCACGAAAUAGACGAGAUGAUGAACGCUUAGUGUUCUAUAAUUAAGUUCUACGAGAGAAUAAAAACUUAGAAUUUUUACAUAUAUCAAGAUUGCAUUAAAACUUGAUAUGAC